Molecule: messenger RNA, 2691 nt
Organism: Adineta steineri
Lineage: Eukaryota; Metazoa; Rotifera; Eurotatoria; Adinetida; Adinetidae
Source: the annotation of a GenBank genome assembly
AUGGAUCAAGAGAAAUCAAAAUCCAAUGAAAGUAAUAAAGAUGCUACUGUUGAAAAUAAAAAGAAGCAAGAAAAUUCAUCUGAUUCGACAUCUUCAAAAAAACAUGCACCAGCAUUAAAAGAAAACAAUUAUAAACAAAUUAGUAUUCGUGGUAUUCCAUUGUUAGAAAAUGUUGAAGAAGUUAAAAAAGUAUUUAAUCGUCAUUUACAUUUCACUAUUGUCAAAGAUCGUGAUGUUGCUACUGAUCAUGAUUAUUAUGAAUCAAUAGCUUAUACCGUUCGUGAUCAUCUUGUUAGUAGAUGGAUUCGUACAAAUCAAUAUCAUUUUGAAACUGAUCAAAAGCGUGUUUAUUAUCUUUCACUCGAAUAUCAUAUGGGAAGAGCAUUAUCUAAUUGUAUGAUUAAUUUAGGCAUUGAAAAUUCUGUUGAUGAAGCUCUUUAUGAAAUGGGUUUGAAUAUUGAAGAAUUAGAAGAACUUGAAUCGGAAGCUGCACUUGGAAAUGGGGGUCUUGGACGAUUAGCUGCUUGUUAUCUCGAUAGUAUGGCUACAUUAGGUCUUUCUGCCUAUGGAUAUGGUCUUCGAUAUGAUUAUGGAAUUUUUGCUCAAAAAAUUGAAGAUGGUUAUCAAAAAGAAUAUCCAGAGAAUUGGUUAAGAUAUGCAUGUCCAUGGGAAAUAAGUCGACCAGAAUUUCUCGUACCUGUGCAAUAUUAUGGUAAAGUUAUCGAUGAUAAAGAUGGAAAGAAGAAAUGGGUCGAAUAUAUAACUGUUCAUGCUAUGCCAUACGAUUCACCAAUUCCUGGUUAUAAUAAUAACGUAGUAAAUACAUUACGUUUAUGGUCCGCAAAAGCUUCCGAAAAAUUUAAUUUUGCAUUAUUCAAUAGUGGUGAUUAUAUUCGUGCUGUUGCUGAACAAAGUUCAUCAGAAGAUAUUACUCGAGUAUUAUAUCCAAAUGAUGAUUUCGAUGAAGGAAAAAUUCUUCGUUUAAAACAAGAAUAUUUCUUAGUAUCAGCAUCGGUACAAGAUAUUAUAGCACGUUAUAAACGAUCGAAAAUAAAUUUAAAAGCAGAUCAACAAGUUGAUUUUACAAAUUUUCCAGAUAAAGCAGCUAUUCAAUUAAAUGAUACACAUCCAGCUUUAAGUGUUGUAGAAUUAAUGCGUUUAUUAAUUGAUGUAGAAAAUCUUGGUUGGGAUCAAGCAUUUGAUAUAACAAAAAGAACUAUUGCUUUUACAAAUCAUACACUUUUACCAGAAGCACUUGAAAAAUGGCCAAUUGAUAUGUUUCAAAAACUUUUACCACGUCAUUUUCAAUUAAUAACCGAUAUUAAUGCACAUCAUUUAGAUAUUGUACAGAAAAAAUGGCCAGAAGAUAAAGAACGUAUGAAACGUAUGACAAUCAUUGACGAUGAAGCAAAAAAAGUCAAUAUGGGUUAUUUAUCUGUCGUUGGUUCGCAUGCAGUUAAUGGUGUUGCUCAAAUGCAUAGCGAUUUACUUAAAUCUACUAUUAUGAAAGAUUUUUAUGAACUCAAUCCAGAAAAAUUUCAAAAUAAAACGAAUGGUAUAACACCACGUCGUUGGUUACUCAUAUGCAAUCCCGAUUUAGCAGAUCUUAUUACAACUAAAAUAGGUGAAGGUUGGAUUACAGAUCUGGCACAAUUAAAACAAUUACGAGAUUAUGUUGAUGAUGAACAAUUUAUUCGUGAUAUUCAACGUGUUAAAUUUGAAAAUAAAGAACGUUUAAGUAAAUUUCUUAAAAAGAAUUUUAAUGUUAAUAUUAAUCCAAAUUCAAUGUUUGACGUACAAGUAAAACGUUUACAUGAAUAUAAACGACAAUUAUUAAACUGUCUUCGUGUUAUUACAGUCUAUAAUCGUAUUAAAGCUAAUCCAGAUAAGGAUGUUAUUCAACGUACAAUCAUUUUUGGUGGAAAGGCUGCACCUGGUUAUAAAACUGCUAAAUUAAUUAUUAAAUUAAUUUGUAAUGUUGCACGUACGGUUAGUGAAGAUCCAGUUAUCGGUGAUCGACUCCGAGUUGUUUUUCUUGAAAAUUAUGGUGUUAGUCUUGCUGAAAAAAUAAUUCCGGCUGUUGAUUUAUCUGAACAAAUAUCAUUAGCUGGUUUGGAAGCAUCAGGUACAAGUAAUAUGAAAAUGAUGCUUAAUGGAGGAUUAACUAUCGGUACAAUGGAUGGUGCAAAUGUUGAAAUAUGUGAAGAAGUUGGAAAAGAUAAUAUUUUUACAUUUGGUUUGACAUACAAAGAAGUUGAUGAAUUACGUGAAAAGGGAUAUAAUGCAAAAGAUUAUUAUGAACAUAAUGCCGAAUUAAAACAAGCAAUCGAACAAAUACGAGAUGGAGUUUUUUCACCGGAAGAUCCGAAUCUAUUUUCAGAUAUUGUUAAAAGUUUACUUGAAUCCGACGAAAAAUUUAUGUUACUUGCUGAUUAUGAAGAAUAUAUGAAAGCACAUGAACGUGUUGAACAACUUUAUAAAGAUGGAACUGAAUGGACAAAGAAAUGUAUUUUAAAUAUAGCAGCAGCCGGUAAAUUUUCAUCAGAUCGAGCAAUUCGAGAGUAUGCAAAAGAUAUAUGGAAUGUUACUCCAACAGAUAAAAAACUUCCAAGUCCAGAUGCCGGUCGACCAGAAAAUGAAGAUGAUAGUCUUGAAAACACUCGACCACAUGUUCGUCGACAAGAUUAUUAA